Cryphonectria parasitica EP155 is the source of this 783-nucleotide messenger RNA. RefSeq lists its product as uncharacterized. The transcript is spliced from 4 exons. NCBI's taxonomy places the organism in Eukaryota, Fungi, Ascomycota, Sordariomycetes, Diaporthales, Cryphonectriaceae. Gene Ontology annotation, biological process: 7-methylguanosine cap hypermethylation; 7-methylguanosine RNA capping. The coding region runs from base 1 to 783 and encodes 260 amino acids. Gene Ontology annotation, molecular function: RNA cap trimethylguanosine synthase activity. The record is from RefSeq and is a predicted model, not a curated record. Gene Ontology annotation, cellular component: nucleus.
AUGGCUCCUGCAGAACCACUUCCCUUGACGGCCAGAUGCAAGCAUUACGAGUCCUCCGACGAAAUGCCUGUCGAGAUUAAAAAAUAUUGGCGGCAGCGCAAGGAGCUGUUCUGUUUCUACGACGAUGACAUCUUUAUGACAGACGAGGCUUGGUUUGGAGUCACCGCUGAGCCCAUAGCCAAGUAUCUCGCUCAAAAGGACAUCGCCAGCAAGUUCCACGGCCCACGCCCCCGCUCCCGCAUAAUUAUUGAUCUCUUCGCCGGAGCAGGAGGCAACACCAUCGCCUUCGCCCGCUCAGGCCAUUGGGACCUAGUCAUCGGCAUAGAAAUCGAUGCUCCCACCCUAGCCUGUGCCCAGAACAACGCCGCCGUCUACGGCCUCGCAGACCACAUCCUCUGGAUCCACGGCGACUGCGCCGACUUCCUGCGCCGCCUGAAGCACCAUCCCGAGACUUUGGACGCUACCCUGCAGCAGCGCCAGACCCGGUUGGGGAAACACAUCCAGCUGUUUGCGAGCCCCCCCUGGGGCGGGCCCAUGUACAAGGGCGCCGAGGUGCUGGACCUGGAAGCCAUGGAGCCCUUUGGGGUAACGGAUCUGCAUGUCAUGUGUGCGCCGAUGGCACAUGCCAUGUUCUUGCCGCGAAACGGGGACCUGAGCCAGCUUGCGCGGCUGAUGCCAGACGAGAGCGACGAGAAGCUGGAUGUGGUGCAGUACUGCAUCAACGGGGUCAGUAAGGGCAUGGUGGCUUACUAUCCGACAGAACAGGACCGCGCCAUUUCCUGA